AUUAGAAACGUCGCACUCGAGUGCCUUGGAUCCCUCCUUUCAACGGAUAUAACCCCUUCUAGACUCGCCUUCUUCCUCCUUCGCUAUCGAAUUUCAACCCGACCCGAAUUCCGAUUGCAAUUUCCCCCAAAUUCUCGCUCCCUCCUCCGAAAUGGCUCCUGUAGAUCCCACAACCUGGACCCAUGAAUCCCCUAUCAUCAAGGAGGAUGAACUUCGAGAAGUUGCCGUACUUCUGGGCAAAGGUUUCCGGGUCCACCAUCCCAACGCUGUCGGAGGAAUUAGUUUAUCCCACAACCCAAACCCUCAGAAGUAUAUGGUCAUGCACUAUCACUCUGUGGAGAAUGGGUUCAGAUUACCCCUCCAUGGUCUGCUCCGCGACAUCUGCCGCCAUUUCGGAUUUGCUCCUGGCCAGUUGACCGCCAAUGCGCACAAGUAUGUUGCGUCCUAUAUCUUGCGGUGCUGUGCCCUGGACAAAACCCCAACACUGGACGAAAUCCUCAUCCUCUUCAGUAUUGGUGGGCCUUUCCCUUAUUACAGCCUAUUUCCUCAUCCCCAUGCUCCAAUCUUUGAGAGGGUUGAGUUUAAACACGACAAAUGGUCCCACCUCUACUUCGUCAUUGAGUUCUCGGUUCACAGCCCCUUAGAUCUGCCGGGUGUCGUUCUCCAUAGUUCUAUUUCUCGGACAAAGUUCGCUGCAGUACCCUUGGCGGAGGCAGCAUACUACGCCUUGAGAGAGGAAGGGGGUUUGAUUCCACAUCACUCCCUUCAAGACGUAAGGUUAUACAAGAAGGCAGAUCUUUACUACCCCCUGGGUCCUGACCCCAUCCCAUUUGAAGGGGUGUCUCCCCCUGAAAGGUCAAAGGCUCCUCCUGCUGUGGAAUCCAAUCCAGCCGAGAUCUCUUCCGGGAACCAGGCCCAAGAUAACUCCACUGCCUUGGCUAUUCGCCAGCCGGCCGUUGCCCUUGAGGCUGUCCCCAUCUCUGCUAUUCCCGGGCUGAGAAAGCCCACCUUCCCCCUGACCACAUCUUCUGGUACCCAGAGUACCGCCCCUGCUGCCACAUCCGGAGGUUUGGAGUUACCCAACCCGGAUAGCUUAGAUCGUGAGGGGGAUGAACUUCUGGACCAGUCAGCACUCAAAAGACCUGCAAUGCAGCCUCAGCCUGAGGUGAUCAAUACCUUUCCACUAGGCGCAACCAUUUCCCAAGGGGUAGAGGGAGAAGCUGACAGGCAGAAAGAACCGGAGACUUCUCCUACGAGAGAGAGAGAGAGAGAGAGGUUGAAGUGCAGAAAGAAUUGGAUGCCUCCUCCACGAUGGAGUAAGAAGCUGAAGAGCAAAAAGGUCCUCCAAGAAGAGAAUGCCCGGCUCAAGGCAGAUGGCUCAAUGGAACUAGCAGCGGAAAGGUCUAGGGUCAAGUCCCUGCAAGAGCAGAUUGCUACUUACCAAAGGGGGACCCAGGAUCUAGAAACGCAGUUUGACAGACUCCGGGCGCAAAUCUCCAUCCUAGAGUCAAAGGUCUCAGCUUUAGAAGACAAGGUAGGGAGUCUAAAGACUGAGUUGGUUGACAGGGAGUCCCGGAUCUCUGAGCUAGAGAAUUCCCUCCAUGACGCCAAGCAAGAGGGCGCCCAUCUUAACGACCUCGUGAUAAAACACAUAGAGGCGAAACGGCUUAUCCUUAGGAAGUUGGAGAAAGAGAGACAGACUGCCAGCGAGCUCCGGUCAAGGAUGGGCGAACUUGAAAAGACAAUAGCUGCUCAUCAAGGGGAGGUGGCUGCACUGACCACCUGCGCUGAGGCCCUCUACGAAGAAGGGAAGUUUGAUAUCCAACUUCUCAACAUGGCUAAUAAUGCCAAUAGAGUUGUCUUUAUUGAUCUAACUAUCUCUGAUUCCUCUUCUGAUUCUUCUUCCUUGGCAUUUCCCUCGCUUGGAGCUCCAACACCUGAAUUCCCUUCUGGGCCUUCCUCCGCUUCCGAACAAUCGGUGACUUCCCCCCUGCCCCCGGGGGAGAACCCUCCCUGUUUCCCCCAGCGAACAUCAGGGGACAUUCUCCCGGAUUCCGGCGCGCUUCCUGGCGGUACCAAGACGGGAACCUCCUCCGGCCAUCCCGGUACAUCCCGCCCCCAGAAGAGACGCAAUCCUCGCCCAGAAGCUACCCGGUUGGUCUCCGGUGCGAGGCCUUCCUCCCAAGGAUGGUUUUCUGCUUGUUCAUUCCUUUCUGACUUCUUCGCCAUGGCAAACAAAGCUCAGGGUAAGGUUUUCAUCGACCUAACCCUUUCUGGAACUUCUUCAUCCUCAGAUGAUGAUUUUCCUGACUCUCCCGCUCAGUCCAAUGACAUGGCUGGGCUGAAUCCCGGCGAAUUCUCAAGGCUAUAUCCGGCACUCCGUCUUCCUGCGCCCUCACCUCCCAGUCCACCCCGGCUCCCUUCCAGGAGGAUAGAUUGGGACUCUAUGACCCUCCAAGACUUCGCCUUGUACCAAAGGAUGCACAAGGCUAGACUUGGGCGUUCUUUUCUGCCCGCAGAGGUAGAACUUUUGCGUGAAAGCCGGAUAACUCCUCUAACCCUGCCAAGGUCUCCUAAUGACGGUUCACCAUCUGCGCCACCUGCGCCCCGACCUGGGACGUGGGAAGACUAUGACCUGGGCGAGACUGAUGAUUCCGCCGUGUGUCCUUCGCCAGAGAGAAGGAGCCCAUGGAGAGGGCCCCCACCUCCUUCUUUUUGACUGCAUGGGUGCAAUUGGCCCUCCUUCAGCGCCUAGCCCCCUGCAAAUCAGUUUUCUUUUUCUUGUUUCAUUUCAAGAGGCAUUCACUUGUCUGGACCGGGAGUUUUUCCCACGUCCCAUACCAAGGAAUGUCCUUUAAUUUCAGAUUAGGAAUUAUCGUUGUAAUUCAAAGAUACAACCUUCGAAUUAACAAUCGAUGAACUUCCCUAACCUCUGGUUUCUCUCGUCUCAUUAGGAACCAUUAUUGUGAACCAAAGGUGUAAGUUUUGGCCCAUCAAUAUAGUCCUUUAUGUUUA
Cuscuta campestris is the source of this 3015-nucleotide messenger RNA. NCBI's taxonomy places the organism in Eukaryota, Viridiplantae, Streptophyta, Magnoliopsida, Solanales, Convolvulaceae. The record is from the annotation of a GenBank genome assembly.